Amborella trichopoda is the source of this 1613-nucleotide messenger RNA. RefSeq names its product dehydrodolichyl diphosphate synthase 6. The record is from RefSeq and is a predicted model, not a curated record. Gene Ontology annotation, biological process: polyprenol biosynthetic process. Lineage: Eukaryota; Viridiplantae; Streptophyta; Magnoliopsida; Amborellales; Amborellaceae. Gene Ontology annotation, molecular function: ditrans,polycis-polyprenyl diphosphate synthase [(2E,6E)-farnesyl diphosphate specific] activity. Gene Ontology annotation, cellular component: endoplasmic reticulum.
ACACCUCUCUCUCUCUCUCCUCUGCACAUCUCUUUCAACAAAUUUGUUCCCACCCUCUCUCUAAAUACAAAAAAAAGUGGCUGGGAUCAAUAUUGAUUGCUGGCGGCAAGAACCUGUGGAUGGCAUUAAUGGCGUUCGAUCCUCCAAAUUGAAAUCAGUGGAUAGAAAAUCAUUUGGGUUCUUUCCUUUUUCUCUGAAUUUGAAAUAUGAUCAAUCGUAGAAAAGCCCCAUUCAAAAAAAUUCACUUUUUUUUCUUCCUUGCAAAAGAUUAAUGGAUGGUGUUAGUUAUUUUGGAUCCUAGCCAUUGAUCUCUUAUAAGUUCUAGAACACUCUCUCAUUAAAACCGUGAGCUUAGAGAGAGAGAGAGAGGACAUUCUGCCAUGGACUUUAUAGCCUAUUACUAAGAUAAGGAGUCCAUUGAAACCAGCAAAGCGGCUUCUUCACUUGGGUUUCGAGAUUGCACACUGCUAGGGACUUGAAAUGGCUUCUCUUGCGGGAGGUCUUCUCUCAAGGUUAUAUGGAGUCAGCUGUGAUUUCUUACGCAAGUGCCUAUGGCGUGUGGUCACCUUUGGCCCAAUCCCCAAACAUGUUGCAGUUAUAAUGGAUGGAAACCGACGAUUUGCUCGAAACCAUCAUCUUAAAGAAGGGGCUGGCCAUAGAUAUGGGUUUGUGUCUCUGAUGUCAACCCUUCGCUAUUGCUACGAAAUGGGGGUCGAGUAUGUGACCAUCUACGCUUUCAGUAUCGACAAUUUCAAGAGAAGGCCUGAUGAAGUCCAAUAUGUUAUGGACCUUAUGCAUGAGAAGCUCUCGUCUUUGUUGAAAGAAGAGAGCCUUGUGAACCAGUAUGGAGUUCGGGUGACAUUUAUUGGAAAUUUAAAGCUUAUGCCCGCUUAUGUUAGGGAGACAGCUGAAAGGGCAAUGGAGGCUACUGCUAAGAAUGAUAAAGCGGUUUUGUCAAUCUGUGUGGCCUACACUUCGACAGACGAGAUCACUCGAGCUGUGCGAGAGUCUUGUAAUGAACGACGUAAGAGUGUCUCGGGCUCGAAAUUGAUUAUGAAGAAUGGUGACAAGAGUAAUGGAGCAAAUGAUUUGAUUACUGUUUCUGAUUUGGAAAGGCAUAUGUACACAGCCGGGUAUCCUGAACUGGAUAUAUUGAUCAGAACUUCGGGCGAAACCAGACUUAGUAAUUACCUUCUUUGGCAAUCUAGCGGCUCUUUCUUGCAUAUCUCUGAUGCGCUUUGGCCUGAGUUUGCGCUCAGGCAUGUGUUAUGGGCUGUUUUGGAGUAUCAGAGGGCGCAACCUUAUCUAGAGAAGAAGAGGAAGAUGGUCUGAUCAGUUUGUGUCUUACAGAAAUCCUCCGUCUCUCUCUCUCUCUCAUCAGUUUGUGUCUAUCAGAAAAGCAUCUCUCCUUGUAGCAGAAACAGAGUCUUCUUUUGUGGUUUCCAUUUGGUCUCUGUGAACCACUCUUUUAUUACUUGAGAGGUGUAUCCUUUACUAGUUGGAGUGAGCUUGCAAACUCUAGAAUUUGGUUAUGCGAAUGUUCUGAGUAAUUUAGGAGAGAAGAUGAAAGGCACUAUUAGAAAUUUAAUUGACAAAUAUGGGUAAUUUUAGAA